Chenopodium quinoa (quinoa) is the source of this 609-nucleotide messenger RNA. RefSeq names its product putative F-box/LRR-repeat protein 23. NCBI's taxonomy places the organism in Eukaryota, Viridiplantae, Streptophyta, Magnoliopsida, Caryophyllales, Amaranthaceae. The coding region runs from base 1 to 609 and encodes 202 amino acids. The record is from RefSeq and is a predicted model, not a curated record. The transcript is spliced from 3 exons.
AUGAUUGAAUUGGACAUUCUUGAUCACAUUAUGUCAUGUAAUUAUAGGUCAAAGAAUCUUAAGCAUUUGCGAUUAUGGCACUACAUUCGUAUUUCUGAUGAGGCACUGGUUGAAGCUGUGAAAAAGCUCCCAGCACUCGAGGAAGUGGAGAUUAUUAUGUGUAAAUUUCGUGAGGAUACUACUGAAGCUAUUGGCCAUGCCUGCCCUUCACUGAAAGCAUUCAGCUUAAAUAGUGUUGGGUCUAAAACUUUUAACUAUACUUGCAAUGAAGAAGCACUAGCCAUUGCUAAAACCAUGCAUAAUUUGCGUAAUCUUCAACUGAUUGGAAACCGUAUGACAAAUGAAGGCUUAAAAGCAAUCCUUGAUGGAUGUCCUCUUCUUGAAUCCCUUGAUAUACGUACAUGUUUCUACAUUGAUUUAUCUGGAGACUUGGGUAAAAGAUAUUAUAGCUACCAAGCUUGUACUGAUUCAGAAAAGUAUUCUGGCUACAAGUUGCGUAGGCCGUACAAUGAGUAUGAUUAUGAUGAUAGUGGCCUCUUUGGUUUUGAUGCAGAGUACCUUAGUUUUCAGAAUAAUUACCCUUUCUGUAUUGAUUAUGAUGGUAAAUAA